Molecule: messenger RNA, 2262 nt
Organism: Dendronephthya gigantea
Lineage: Eukaryota; Metazoa; Cnidaria; Anthozoa; Malacalcyonacea; Nephtheidae
Product: heterogeneous nuclear ribonucleoprotein L-like
Exons: 15
Coding region: 109-1599 (496 amino acids)
Biological process (GO): regulation of RNA splicing; mRNA processing
Cellular component (GO): nucleus
Molecular function (GO): mRNA binding
Source: RefSeq, a predicted model, not a curated record
AGUAUUCCAAACCACUCCAUACUACAAACCUUCGGUGCAUUUUUCCACUGAUUUGUUCUAUUGAAGGAUACUUAAAAUUUUGGGCAAAGCAGAAAAUAAAAUUUCGGAAUGUCGAACGAAACGGAUGGCCAAUCGUCAAAACGUAUAAAACUUGAGGAUGGUUCUUCAAUGCCAGUAACAAAUCCAGAGAAUCCACAUUAUUCGCCGCCAUCGAAAGUUGUCCAUGUUCGCGGAGUAGCCGAGGGUGCAAGAGAUAUGGAUAUCGUUCAAUCUCUUAAAGAAUUUGGUAGAAUAACUUGUAUAAAGCUGAUUCAAAAAAAGAGGCAAGCACUGGUUGAAUUUGAUGACAUUGAAAGUGCUAAAAAUCUGGUAGAACAUUCACAGACAGAAAAAGUGAGUAUUUGUGGAAGGUUUGCUUUUUUCAAUUUCUCAAAGAGCCAGGAAAUUACCAGGCAUGGGAAUGAACCAAAUUAUGAUGAAAUGUUAAAUUCUGCUGGCAAUAUUCUACUUCUGACUAUUCUCAAUGCUCAAUAUGGAGUCACAACUAGCAACUUACAUGAAGUGUUUCAGGGAUACGGUUUCAUUCAAAGGAUUGUAAUAUUUCAAAAAUAUGGUCAGUUACAGGCUAUGGUUGAAUUUGAUAACCCAACAUCUGCACAACAAGCAAAAGAUGCUCUGGAUGGUUGGGAUCUUUAUGAGGGAUUUAACACUCUGAAAAUUGAAUAUUCAAAUGUACCUAAAUUGAAUGUUUUCAAGAAUGAUCAUGAAACAUGGGAUUACACACGGCCAGCAAUGGACCAAAUGCGAGGCCCAACAGGCCGUGGACGCGGCCUUCUUAGCCGUCCCUCUUACAACCCACCAGGUAUGAAUCCUGGUCCUCGAGGUCCUGGAAUGAUCUCAAGUCCUCGUCCAGGUUUUGGCCAAAGAUCAGAUUUCAUGCAUGGACCACGCGGUCCGAUGGGUUCAGGGCCCGGGCCUACCGUCCUUAUGGCGUAUGGCUUCGAUCCUGACAAGUUAUCGUGUGAAGGAAUCUUCAAUUUGUUGUGUCCUUUUGGUAAUGUAAUGAAGGUAAAGUUGAUGUCAAGUAAACCAGGUUGUGCCAUGGUGGAAAUGGGUGACCAUUCAUCGUGUAACAACAUCAUCGAAAAUUUAACUGGUUGUAAAGUGCUUGAUAGCGAACUGAAAUUCAGUUUUUCAAAACAAACAAGCUUGACUUGUCCAGCAAAUUAUAACCCAAGUGUGGAGACCAGUUUUAAAGAUUUCUACGACUCAAAACUACACAGAUUCACAACAGCCGAAGCAAUCAGUAAGAACAGAGUUUUUACCCCAACAAGAGUUCUUCAUUUCUACAACGCUCCCCCUGAUAGCACCGAGGGAUCCCUUCUCGAGAUUUUCACAGACAAUGAUGUGACGGCGCCGUCAAAAAUCAAGAUUUUCCCAAAUGCCACGAAGAGUGCAACAGGCUUAAUGGAAUGGGAUGAUGUAAGCACUGCGCUUAGUUCAUUGAUGUUGAUAAAUCAUGCUGUUGUACGGAAUGAAGAGGCGCGAACUAUCUUCACCAUCAAACUGGCAUUUUCCUCAGCAAAUGAAAUCAACUAGAGAGGCAAACGGAUUUCUUUCCCAUAGAUUUGUACAUCUGGAACAGUUGCUGUAUAAUAUUGUGUUUGCAUAAAAUUCGUGGGAUUGAACGCUAAUAUUUUACGCAUUUGCAUUCCAAAACAGUUUAUGUGCAUCUAUUUACUAGAAUAGAGAAUAUCUUGUAGUUUUAGAUUAUACCAGCUAUAUGUAGUUGUGUUUAUUCAAUGCAAAGUUUCUUUAAAAUUGUCAGUAUGUUAUAUCAUACUUGGUCAUAUCAGCAGGCUUGACUAUCGAUCUCUGCUUCACUGUCGACCCAACUGAACACAACAUAUCUGGUUCAUUUUUUGCCGCCUCCUCCUUUCCUUUGAAACACUUCGGCGGUCCUUGUAAACACACUUUGUGUUGAUCCUGUCCUUACUUUUUUGGAAAACAUUUUUGCUUCACGGCGUACGGUCUACCCAACCUCGUACCUAGACCAUGUAGCGGCGUCGCCAGCAGCGGUAAGUGGGGUGGACAUUGAAAAGAAAUGAAUAUUGUAAAACACGAAAAUAUGAAUAUAUGUCCACCCCACUUACAAAGCUUGUGUGACCUAGACUCUGGGUACGAGGUGGCGGUGUACCAGAGUUUCCACAAAAUUCUCACAUACAUUUGGCACAAUUUUUACAAUUUUUAUGUAUUUACUCA